AGCGUCAGUAAUCUAAUGUGUAUCGAAUCAAUUCACCUUCCAGAGUUCCAGAGCCCAGAGUGAGGAGGAAAAUAUGGCUGAAAAUUUGACUAAGAGGCCGUCCAAGAGCAUACUAAAAUCGUCUACAAGUUUUGAAAAGCCAGAUGCAGCUCUAAAAAGAAAACAAAAGGAAACUAAAUGGGAUGAAAUGAACAUCAUUGCAACUUUGCACCCACCUGAUAAAGAUUAUGGACAUAUGAAGAUUGAUGAACCGAAGACACCAUAUAGUUACGAAAUGGGAGACGAAGAACCCGAUGGUUUGGAUGCAAAUCUUUUAGCAGAAAAAAUCCAGCUGAGUGGUAAUGAUCCCCCUAAAGCGUUCUCAAAGGACAGUGCAAGUGAGAAUGAUUCGAGUGAUGAAGAAGAAACACCAGAAGAAAGAGCGAAGAGAAAAGUUUUUGAGAGUAAGAGGAAGGCCCAUUACAACGAAUAUUAUGCUGUCAAGUUAGCACGCAAACUUAUGAAUGCUGAAGAAGAUUUUGAACCAAGCAAGGAGGGUGGCUCAAGUGGUAGAACUUCACCAGAGUUAAUAUUCUGUGGUCUUGAGGGUUGCCCUGGCCAUAAGAGUGGGAGGACAGAGAGGUGUGAAACUCCUUCAGCCUACAGUGUGAGAGGAAAGGCUGGUGAGAAAAACAAGGUGAAGGGUAAAGAUAAAUAAAUGUUUUACUGGAGGUAAGUUGGAAAAAUAUGUUGAUGGUAUGGCUCAGAGGAAAUAGCACAGUCAGAGAUUGGCCUGUUGUAGAGAGUAGGUAGGCCAAUGUCUUUGUGGCUUUCCUUCAUAAUUUCCGCAGAACUGUGGAUGAAAGUUUGAAUAUGGAUGAAUUGAGUAUAAAAUUAGAUACCAUACUUUCUGGUGAACCUCCAACUGUUCUUUCACAGUUUGUGAUGGAAUGUAAUAAAAUAUGUCAGGAAGAAUUGAAAUAAAUUGUUUUUACUGCAAAAAUAAAUCCUGUCUUAAAUCGAGCAACUUCAUGAAAUAAAUAUUUACCUUAAGUGACAAUUUCCAUGUCGAUGCACCAGACAGUGACAAGCACAGUGAAUGUUUGGGAGAUAUUUUACUUAAUUUUGCAGAUCCUCUUUACUUCUUGUGGUAAUCUGGCUGGGAUCUAAGACUUUUCAUAAUGUUGUCCUCUUCUUUUUAUAUAGCUACUGCAGUAAAAGUUAUUGCUUUAGAGACUGUAGCAACAUUAAUUCAGAUUUAGCGGCUCCAAAAUAUCUUGUAUGAUUUCCAUUCAUCAUGCCUGUGUGACAACUUGUAUUUGUGCAGAUGGGUUUUCUUAUUGCAAGUGCAUAUUGUUUAAUAUUCCAUGCUGUUGUAUAUGAAAUGAGUCUUCUGUACAGUACUGUCUUCCAUUAGUUAUAUUUAUAUAUUUGUAAUUAGUAUGUUCACAUUUUUAUGUCUAAAAUAUGUUUUAUAGAAUGUAUGUAAUUGUGGAAGGAUGAGAAAUAAUCUAUUUAAUUUAUUUUCACAAUGGUGUACAGUGUAUACUAACAUUUCACUGUGAUGUAUAUUAACAGUAUAAGUCAUGAACACAAAGGUCUUGUCUCUGUUUCAGUUUAAUUGUAGAAUAUUCUGUUUAAAAUUAUGAUUCUUAUUAAUUCCAUGAAAAUAAAAGUUGGAAUUAUUAACCCUUAGGCGACGAACGGCAUUUAAGUAAACCUUGCUGGGUGGACAGAGGAUAUUUAAAUUUUCUUACCAGAAAUGCACACCUUUUAUAAAUUCACUGUAAAAGCAAAGAAAAUUGGAAUUUCAAAGCGAAAAAUUAUCGUCAUAUUCAGAAAAGAAUGUAAUUUUAGAUUUUAUAAACAGCAUGGCGAUAUUUCAAUGUUUUCAUCUGAAGAUCACAAUUAUUUUUUGAAAAACGGCAUAAAAAUUUAGAAAUACAGAAUUUAAAACCAGAAAGAACACUGUGCUCUCCAUAAAACAUAAAUUUUCUAUUAAUACUCUACUUUUAAUUAAUCAUGCAGAAUUACCUUAGAAAUUAAGUUGUGUGUGAUAGGCUUCAAAACAUCCGUCCACACAGAGCCCGACAUCACAUUCCUGACAGUGAAACCUUGAGUCGCUCCUCCGUCCAUGUUUGCUGCAUUCCACACACCUCCUCCAUAGUGUUGAUUUCUUCCCAGAAAGAGCAACCCUUUGAAUAAAAUGUCUUUCAUGUAACCUUGGUAUGACAUUUUGUUCCACCCGGCCACUUUGCACUUUCCGCUCCAUAUUGGUGAACUGUUCAAAAAACACCUGCACCAAACUGUCUCUGAAUGUGAGGUGAUCCAUUUUCAUUCCUGUGUUGUGUCUAUAUAUUAUCAUGGCAUUCACUACUGUUGCAUUCAGAAGUCUUCUGAAAAGUUUCAUGUACCAUUUGUGCAAACGUUUUAUUUCUACUAGAUAAGUUUGCAACAGCUGGUCUUUCACGUCCACCCCCCCCCCCAUGUACUUAUAAUCAAUGACACACAGGGGUUUCUGUUUUUCUUUGCCUCUCUUCGAGUCACUUCUCAUUUCAGUGUUGUGAUAAGUAGAAAUGAUUAAAACAUUCCUUUUUUCAUGCCACUUCAUAACAGUCACUGGCGCAGAGUGCUGGGCAAUAAUCUCUCCCUGUUUCAGUUUGGUAUCUUUGAUUACCUUUGGUACACCCUUUCUGUUUAAUGUUAGAUCCCCAACACAAUCAGUGCCCUUGUGCUUCUGCAGUGUAGGCAGAACUGGGGAGUUGUAGAAAUUGUCCAGCCAAACUGUAUGGCCUUUUUUGAGUGAGGGUUCCAACAGAUCCAGAACAAUGGCCGCUGUUUUAUUGGUCUCCUGUGUUACAAAGGAUGAUUGGAAAGGUGUAUCUUUACCAGUGUACACCAGGAAAGACUACGGAUAUCCAGAAUUGGAAUCAUAUAACUCAUAAGUCUUUAUGCCAAAUUUAGCAGCUUUCAGUGGUAAAUACUGCUUGAAAGACAGGCGACCCUUCCAUAAUGUAAGAGAUUCGUCAACUGAAAUGUUCUGCCUGGGAAGAAAUAAGUUCUGGAAUUUGUAGUUCAGGUGCGAUAGAACAGGAAAUAUUGUCAAGUUUUGGAGGGCCUUCAUAAUUUGCUAUGUUAGUGUUGUCUGCAAAAUGUAAGAAUUUCGUUAUUAGUUCCAACCUGUUCCUUGAUAUCCCAUCGCCAAAGCCUGGGGUUGAAAUAACUCUUGUUUUUGAAAAAUAUGACCGAAGAGUAGGCUUUUGAAUGAUCCCCGUUAGCAGGAUCAAACCAAGGACAACAUAAAUUUCAUUGUCUGUAACUGGAGUCCAUUCCCAUACAGGGGAUCUACAAGGGAACAGUCUCCCUCUAGCAUUCAUAAAUUGUUCUGCAUAUCGAUUUGUUUCCAUAACAAUAUUAUGCACUAGGUCU
Molecule: messenger RNA, 3408 nt
Organism: Cryptotermes secundus
Lineage: Eukaryota; Metazoa; Arthropoda; Insecta; Blattodea; Kalotermitidae
Product: protein phosphatase inhibitor 2
Exons: 4
Coding region: 74-697 (207 amino acids)
Biological process (GO): regulation of signal transduction
Molecular function (GO): protein phosphatase inhibitor activity
Source: RefSeq, a predicted model, not a curated record